AUGGCGGAUGGAAUUAUGAAGAAAUUUCCCGAAGAGGUUCCCAGUUAUAUACUUUCGAGACUUACAGUGAAAUCUCUAAUGCGAUACAGAUUCGUUAGGAUUUCAGAAAAAUAUUCGGAUUCCUACAAGGAUCCUUGCCUGAGAGGGUUCAAAGUUGAGAUUUAUGAUUUGGACAUUGAUUCUUGGAGAGAACAAAACUAUAAGGAGGAAGAGUUGCCCUUGGUGUUUUGGGUUCCUUGUUCUGAGAUCUUUUACAAGGGAGUCGUUCAUUGGUUUGCAAUUGUAGAUACAAAGGUAAUUCUUUGUUUUGAUAUGAGCACUGAUACAUUUCGUAAUAUGAAGAUGUCGGACACUUGUUAUGUUCAUGAUGGGAAGUGUUAUGGCCUUGUAAUUUUUGAUGAGUCUCUCACAUUGAUUUGUUAUCGUGAUCCAACAUGUGAGAUUGAUCCAACAGUGGAUAUGAUGGAUAUUUGGACAGUGAAAGAUUAUGGCGUAAAUGAUUCUUGGAUUAAGUUAUACACUAUUAGACCUCUUCCUAUUGAAUCCCCUUUAACGGUUUGGAAGGAUUUAUUGCUUCUUCAAAGUAGAAGUGGACAAUUGAUUUCCUACAAUUUUAUUUUCAAACGGUAA
Molecule: messenger RNA, 630 nt
Organism: Lycium barbarum (goji berry)
Lineage: Eukaryota; Viridiplantae; Streptophyta; Magnoliopsida; Solanales; Solanaceae
Product: F-box protein CPR1-like
Exons: 2
Coding region: 1-630 (209 amino acids)
Source: RefSeq, a predicted model, not a curated record